This is a messenger RNA of Sphenostylis stenocarpa, 1521 nucleotides long. Lineage: Eukaryota; Viridiplantae; Streptophyta; Magnoliopsida; Fabales; Fabaceae. The record is from the annotation of a GenBank genome assembly.
AUGGCAUCCCUCAUUCCUGGGGUUCUACUCAAGCUUCUCCAAAGUAUGGAUUCUAAUGUGAAAGUUAAUGGGGAAUAUAGAUCAGUCAUUCUGCAGGUGAUCAGCAUUGUGCCUGCAAUAACCGGGUCUGAAUUAUGGCCUAACCAAGGUUUCUUCCUGAAAGUCUCUGACUCUUCUCAUUCAACUUAUGUCUCACUCUCCAAGGAGGACAAUGAGCUUAUCUUGAACAAUAAGUUGCAGCUUGGACAAUUCAUUUAUGUGGACAGGAUAGAGGCUGGAACACCAGUCCCUAUUCUUGUUGACGUUAGACCAGUUCCUGGCCGGCACCCUUUUAUUGGAAAUCCUAAGGAUUUAAUGCAAAUGUUGGAGCCAUCAGAGGGUCCAGUGCAAUCUGACAAUCCUAGAAUUAAUCGUUCAAAAUCCAUGAAUUCAACAACAGCCAAAGAGAGUAGAAGUCCAAAGCAGAAAAUAGUUAUCAAAGAGGAAAAAUCUGCUGUUGCAUCCAGGUACAUGCGGGAUGUUAGAAGUCCAACCUCAAAUGUGAAUGUUCAUGAUGCUAUUGAAGAAAGAAAAGGAAAUUAUUUUGAUAAUGGUGUAGAUAGUAAGAAAGUGGGAUCUGCAAAAGUAAAACUGCAAAAAUUACAGGUCAGGCAGAGGGUUGCUCAAUCUAACAUCCAGGAGACUGUGAUGUCACCUUCUAAGCGCAUAUCUAUCAAACGCAAUUCUACUAAACAGGAAACUACAAACUUGAAUGUGUUGUCCAGCAGUGAAGAUAAAAGCUGCAGCACAGAGACAAUUCCGUGGUCCACUUUGCCAGCCAAACUUUUGAGGCCUGGAAAGGAACUGCUUAGAAGGAAACAUCUAGCCUCCAUGGUUGUUGAAGAAGCUCAAAAAGAAGUUUCUGCUACUGCAGUCCUUGUCAAGUUUUUAAGCAUGUUUGCCAACAUCUGCACUUCAGCUGCAUCAGAGAACCCUCAUGUCACAUUGGACAAGUUUUUUUCCUUCCAAGAACUCAUGGACCAAUCACUUCACCUAUAUAAAACUUCUUCUCCUACAGAAACAUACAAAACUGACAAGAAAUUUUUAGUGCCCGGAAAAAGUUCAUCAAAGUCUCCAAAAUACUCCCCAGAAUUAUCCGAGACUGAGAAACAAGACUGGGCCACAGGAAAUGGUCUAAAAGAGAUGAAUGAACUGAGUGAAGUCCUUUUGAUUGAAACAAGAUCAUGGUUUUUGAGAUACUUAGAAAAAACAUUGGAUGUCUGGUUUUCCACAAGCUCCCAAGGGAAGAGGGGAAAGGCGAGUAAGGACACUGCAGGAAGGCAAAUGAAUCGUGCCAAUCAUAUAGCUCUCACAUUGUCACAACUUAAGCAAGCAAAUGAAUGGUUGGAGAAAUUGGGAAGCACUUCAAACUUGAAAAAUGAAGAGCUAUUGGAAACUGUUGAGAGAUUGAAGCAAAAAGUUUAUUCUUGUUUGCUCCUACAUGUUGACUCUGCUGCAUUUGCAUUGGAAAACCGAGCCUGA